AUGAUGUUUCAGAAGCCGACUCUGACGGCGGUGGCAGCCCUGCUGGCCAUGGUGCCUCUGUCUACAAACGCUCAUAUCAUCAUGGCUAGCCCUGUCCCCUUCGGACAAGCCGGAGAACCCAACAACUCGCCUCUACUUGCCAGCGGUGCGGAUUUCCCUUGCAAGUCCGUUCCCUACACCAUUAGGAAGAUGAACGACUGGCCUGUUGGUUCUAUACAGUCCUUAGCGUUCAAAGGCUCAGCUGUCCACGGCGGAGGAUCUUGUCAGAUCUCCGUUACGACCGACUCAAAACCCACCAAGGAGUCCAAGUGGAAAGUCAUCUAUAGCAUCGAGGGCGGCUGCCCAGUUGCGGCUGAAGGCAAUCUCCCUGAGUCUCAAAAUGCGGAUGGCACGUUUCCUUUCACAAUCCCCUCGGAGCUGCCAAAUGGAGAGCUGGCGAUGGCCUGGACGUGGUUCAACAAGAUGGGAAAUCGAGAGAUGUAUAUGAACUGUGCCCCUAUCAAAGUCUCAGGCGGCUCGGACGACAAGGCUGCCUUUGAUGCUCUGCCUGACAUGGCGGUAGCCAAUAUCGGCCCAGGCACUCCAACUUGCACGAACAAGUUCAACAACGACUACUUCUUUGCGGCCCCCGGCAAGUACAAGACAUCCGGCGGAGUAGGUCCCUUCUCCUCUCUCUGUGAUGGUGCUCCAGAAACCGGUGGCGAUGCUCCUGCUCCACAAAAGCCUGCUACUCCGCAACCCCCUCCAGCCAACCCUGGCAUUCCACCUGCUGCCCCGGUUCCUUCUCAGGCCUCAGCCCUCACGUCAACUUUGCGCACAAUCUACACUGUGACCGCGCCUAUGGGUUCUCCUCCAGCUUCGUCGCAAACCGGCGGUGUCGUUCCCUCUACAAAGCUCCCAUCUGCUCCUCAACCCUCGCAAGCACCGCCCGCCCCAGCUCCUGCUCCGGCCCCAGCUCCAGCUCCAGCUCCGGCUCCGGCUCCUGGCUCUGGCACUGCAGGAGGCAAUUCCUGUUCGCCCAAUGGGAGCAUCGUGUGCAAUGGCGAGACGCAGUUUGGCAUCUGCAACUUUGGCUCUGUCGUCUGGCAAGAUGUCGCCGCGGGCACCAAGUGCCAAAACGGCGUGAUCGCGAAGCGGGAUUAUUCCCACCGGGCCAUGCGGACUGCUGUCUAA
Molecule: messenger RNA, 1173 nt
Organism: Cucurbitaria berberidis CBS 394.84
Lineage: Eukaryota; Fungi; Ascomycota; Dothideomycetes; Pleosporales; Cucurbitariaceae
Product: lytic polysaccharide monooxygenase
Exons: 1
Coding region: 1-1173 (390 amino acids)
Source: RefSeq, a predicted model, not a curated record